Python bivittatus (Burmese python) is the source of this 8275-nucleotide messenger RNA. NCBI's taxonomy places the organism in Eukaryota, Metazoa, Chordata, Lepidosauria, Squamata, Pythonidae. The record is from RefSeq and is a predicted model, not a curated record.
AUGUUUUACUUCCAAAUUGAUCAGCACCUAACCACCCAGACCAGUAUAAGGGAAGGAUUGCUCUUGAAGCAAACCAGCUCUUUUCAGAGAUGGAAAAGACGCUAUUUUAAACUUCGGGGCCGAACACUUUAUUAUGCCAAGGAUUCCAAGUCCUUAAUAUUUGAUGAAGUUGACCUGUCAGAUGCCAGUGUUGCUGAAUCGAGCACAAAAAAUGUCAACAACAGCUUCACGAUAAUAACCCCAUUCAGGAGAUUGAUAUUGUGUGCAGAGAAUAGAAAAGAGAUGGAAGAUUGGAUUAGUUCUCUGAAGUCUGUACAGUCCCGAGAACAUUACGAGGCGGCUCAGUUUAACGUGGAACAUUUCUCAGGGAUGCACAAUUGGUAUGCUUGUUCUCACGCAAGACCCACUUUCUGCAACGUGUGCCGCGAGAGCCUCUCUGGAGUUACUUCCCAUGGUUUGUCCUGUGAAGUAUGCAAGUUCAAGGCUCACAAAAGAUGUGCCGUUCGAGCAAUAAAUAAUUGCAAAUGGACAACGUUGACUUCAAUUGGAAAAGAUAUAAUUGAGGAUGAAGAUGGUGUAGCUAUGCCUCAUCAGUGGUUAGAAGGCAAUCUUCCAGUCAGUGCCAAAUGUGCUGUGUGUGACAAAACCUGUGGAAGUGUUCUCCGCCUGCAGGAUUGGAAGUGCCUUUGGUGUAAGACAAUGGUGCACACGGCUUGCAGAGACUCGUAUCCUCACAAGUGUCCGCUCGGCCAGUGUAAAGUAUCAAUUAUUCCUCCCACAGCACUGAACAGCAUAGAUUCUGAUGGUUUCUGGAAAGCCACAUGUCCACCAACUUGCGCUAGUCCUCUCUUGGUUUUUGUGAAUUCAAAGAGCGGAGACAAUCAGGGAGUGAAAUUUCUUCGGCGCUUCAAGCAGUCACUAAAUCCAGCUCAGGUCUUCGAUUUAAUGAAUGGAGGGCCUCAUUUAGGUUUACGAUUAUUUCAGAAGUUUGACAAUUUUCGAAUCCUAGUCUGCGGGGGAGAUGGAAGUGUUGGCUGGGUGUUGUCUGAAAUUGAUAAACUCAACCUACACAAACAGUGUCAUUUGGGAGUGUUACCGCUUGGGACAGGAAAUGACCUUGCCCGUGUCCUUGGCUGGGGAGGAUCAUGUGAUGAUGACACACAGCUUCCUCAAAUUUUAGAAAAAUUAGAACGGGCUAGCACCAAAAUGUUAGACAGAUGGAGCAUCAUGUCAUAUGAAUUGAGAUUCCCAUCAAAGCAAUGCAUUCUUCCAGUUACUCCUGAAGAAGACUCUGAGGAAUGUCAGAUGUCUGUGUAUGAGGAUUCAGUUGCUACACAUCUGACAAAGAUCCUUGAUUCGGAUCAGCACUCAGUUGUUAUAUCAUCUGCCAAGAUCUUGUGUGAAACCGUAAAAGGCUUUGUGGCCAAAAUAGGGAAGACUUGUGAAAGACCAGUGGAAAACGCAGAAGCUGAUGCCAUGGCCGUUAAAUGUUCAGAACUGAAUGAGAAGUUAAGCCAAUUGCUCCAGGCUCUCCACGCUGAAACCCAGGUUAGUCCUAGCCUUCCCCACAUGGCUUCCCCCAUUGUAGAGGAAGAAGCUGACGAGUCAUCGAGUGAAGAAUCUUUGUCUGAUGCCAAAGAACAGUUGACCGAGAGCAACGCAGCUUCUCCCACACAACAGAUGUUCAAGUCACGGGAGCAGUUAAUGCUACGAGCCAAUAGUUUAAAGAAAGCUCUGAGACAGAUAAUUGAGCAAGCAGAAAAAGUUGUGGAUGAACAGAAUGCGCAUAGUGAAGAUCAAAUAAACCAAACCACAAUGGAAUAUAGUAAGGAAUUAGAUGAGUCCAAGGAAGAAAAAGAUGAAGACACAAAAGAAUAUGAAUCUCAUCCACAAGGACAGAGAAGUCGCAUUCCUUCACAUGCCAGUUCUUUUUCAGCCCCAGCCGGUGUUGCCAGCAAGGAGAACCUUCCAGUCCUGAACACGAGAAUAAUAUGCCCAGGUCUAAGGGCGGGCCUUGCUGCCUCUAUUGCAGGAAGUUCUAUUAUCAGCAAAAUGCUACUAGCAAAUAUUGACCCCUACGGCGCCACCCCUUUUAUUGAUCCUGAUCCAGAAUCACUGGAAGGCUAUUCAGAGAAGUGCGUCAUGAACAAUUAUUUUGGGAUUGGAUUAGACGCAAAGAUUUCAUUAGAGUUUAACAAUAAACGAGAAGAGCACCCUGAAAAAUGCAGAAGCAGGACAAAGAACAUGAUGUGGUACGGAGUGCUUGGCACUAAAGAAUUGUUACAACGGACUUACAAAAACUUAGAACAGAAAGUUCAGCUUGAGUGUGAUGGACAAUAUAUCCCUCUUCCAAGUCUUCAAGGCAUAGCUGUUUUGAAUAUCCCAAGCUAUGCUGGUGGGACUAAUUUCUGGGGUGGAACUAAGGAGGAUGACAUAUUUGGGGCACCAUCGUUUGAUGAUAAAAUCUUGGAGGUGGUUGCAGUAUUUGGCAGUAUGCAGAUGGCUGUUUCCCGGGUUAUCAAGCUCCAACACCAUAGAAUAGCCCAGUGCCGGACGGUAAAGAUCACCAUACUUGGAGAUGAAGGAGUACCCGUUCAAGUAGAUGGCGAAGCUUGGAUUCAGCCCCCAGGCAUCAUUAAAAUCGUGCAUAAAAACAGAGCACAGAUGCUAACGCGAGACAGAGCCUUUGAGAGCACGUUAAAAUCCUGGGAGGAUAAACAGAAGUGCGAUUCCUGCAAACCAGCCCUACGGUCGCCUUUGUACCCGCAUCAGGCGGUGGAACUGGCUUCUGAAGAAGAGGCAGUGCAGAUCCAGUCGUGUUCUCAGGCGGCGGAAGAGCUGAUUACAAGAAUCUGUGAAGCUGCAAAAACUCACGGCCUUUUGGAACAAGAGCUGGCUCAUGCGGUGAAUGCCUGUUCUCAUGCUUUAACCAAAGCCAGCCCAAAAGUUCCCGAGAGCCUUGCCAGAAAUACUGCGCUGGAAAUAGCUGCUACUGUGAAGGCGCUACAUGAUGAAACAGAAUCCUUGCUAGUUGGAAGAGUCUCUUUGCAAUUGGAAUCCCCUUACGAGGAGUUGCUGGUGACUGCAGUGCACAAUUUGGAGACUGAACUGAGAAAGUUGGCUGAAAUUCCUUGGCUCCGCUAUAUUCUACAACUGAAUGAUGAUGAGGAUCCUCCUUUGGAAUAUUGUAAAAGAAACAGUAAAAGUACUGUAUUUCGUAUAGUGCCAAAGUUUAAAAAGGAAAAGGUUCAAAAACAGAAGACCAGCGCCCAGCCUGUUCAAAAAUGGGGCACGGAUGAAGUUGCUGCUUGGUUGGACCUGCUCAGUUUGGGAGAGUACAAAGAAACCUUCAUCAGCCACGACAUCCGAGGCUCUGAGCUUUUGCACCUGGAAAGGCGAGACCUUAAGGACUUGGGGAUAACGAAAGUGGGUCAUAUGAAGCGAAUUCUUCAGGGAAUUAAAGAAUUUGGCCGGAGUGCACCGUUACCUGAACUGUAGCUGUCCCAGAUGUUCCGCUGAGGAAACACUACUUAUGCAAAGCUGUAGAAGCACGCGGGUUACUCCACGGGCGAGUAAGCACCAGGAUGUGAGAAGAGGGUUGCUCUGAUCAGGGCAUUGUUUGACGAAAGAGCCGGAUGUGGGAGCCCAAAAGGUUUUGUGUGUCUAAACAGGCUGUGAAAUAUAUUGUGAGAAGUAGUUAAAAGUGUCUACAUUACAGUAAAAAUGUUUCCUGGGUAGCUUAUGCAUCGUUGGGAAGAUGGUAAUCAACACAGUUUCUUUCUGUACCUAUCCAGGUCCUUUCAAUGCAACUGCAAAUUGCUUAUGAAAUGAGAUCGUUAUGUUUGACAUAUCCCUGAGGCCUAACCUUACCUAGAGCCUCCAGCAUAAGUGUCUCGUAGACUUGAUUCCAUCUGGGCAUUUCGGUGACGUUGAUACCUCAACUACCACUUUCUCUUUUUCCCUUUCGUUGGGCGAAAAUAAUGCUGGAGUUGUGCCGAAUGCCAUGAACGGAAACGCCUGGCAUCUUGGCCCAAACUGCCUCUCUGUUGCAUGACACUUCAUACACUUGAACAACUUUUAUAUCUGUUUUAAUAAGGUAUAAUUUAUUACUGCUUUGGGUUAAGGACUUUUUCUGAUAUCAUUACGUUAUAUAAACAUGCUCUGUGUGGUGGACAUUGUUGCUAUAAUCUAGCCAUGAAAACUCCUAUACUCUGGCUUCAGGUAAUUUCAGAGUAUUUCUAAAAUGCUAGUACAUGGCAGAUUUACGAACUGGUUCCCAAGAGAGAAUGAUUUGAACAUUUCCUUACUAUUGAUAAAAUAUGCAAUGCUUACUAUCUUUCUUAAAGCAACUGCAGGUUUACCUCGAAUGUCUGAACUUCAAAAAGUGGCCAUGUUGUGGCUGAUUGACCAAAACUGCAUCACAUUUGGUGAAUAUCAGGACUUAAUUAUGCAAUUUUAACAAAGUCUCUAAAGAUUCCAGAGCCCUGUCUUUUAUGUAUGCAUUAAGCAAAGUAUUUUUUUUCAGUUCAGAAAUUGAUUAGCCUUAUUAGAAACGUUGUCAUCAAAUCAUUUGUUAAUAUGGACUGGAAAAUUUGGUUGAUCAGGGUUGAAAAAGAAAUUCCUUUUCUAAAAACACAGCAUGAGUUUCAGAGCCAGGAAACCUCUGAUUUGAGAUAUUGCUGAACCCAGGGGCAUCAGCAGGGGGAUUCAAAAAUGUCAAGGUAUCUCAAUUGUGUAGUUAUGGACUUACCUUCCAUGGACACUCCUCGCUGAACUAUAUCCCCCACUAUUGAUCUUUCUGGCUCUUAAGCUCCUUUGACUUGCAGGAGAACCUAAACAAUUAAAAGCUAACCAGAAAGCAGAGAGUUUGUCUGAAUCAGGACUUUUGAUUUUCAUUUCUCUAAAAAGUCAGAACCGAAAGUCAGAUCAAUAAUUUGUUUCCAGUUUGGGUUUGUUUAAGGAUCCAAAAUCCUGGUUCAGACGUAAGACUAAGCUUUUGUCCUCUGUGUUAGCUUUGAUUAGUGGGAAGAGCCCAGCAGGAAUGGUUGGCAUAGGGGUGUCUGUGGGUCAUAAUCAAAUCCCUGCCCUCUCCUUUCUUUGCACUGCACAUGUGAUGUAUACAAAAAAGGAAGAGGUGACGGCCAUUGACUUGACUUUUUGACACCCCCUUCAUCCCCUGUGGACACCAUGAACUGACACAGACCUCAUGGCCAAUAAAUGAGGAUUUUCCAGAAUUCUGAUAAGUGUCCAGCUUUGUUUUUCUUGAUUGGCAGUGAGCAAUGGGAGGAGGAAAUAUGUCUUGGGAAAUGCUGCACAUUUCCAAUUAACAAGACGCAUCACAGUGUCAGAAGGAACCCUAAUCAGAUCAAGUAGCAAUGAUUUCUCUUCAAGUUGAAGACAUUUUAAUUGGUAGUAUUUCAUCAACCAAGGCAGAUGGGGUUUUUAACACAUACAAGUGAAGAUUUCAGUUUGUGCUUCAGUACUAAGUGUGGGCAGACAUACCUUUUGUUACCUGUGUUGUACUUUUACAAUGCAGCACGAACCCCUUCCAUCUGGCGAUUUACCUUCUGUAUCUGUAGGAUGCAAAGCGAAUCUCCGAGAUGCAAAGCAGACAUUAGCAGUUUUCUGGUUUUGAUGUGAUAAAGAUAAUGAUGUUCAUUAAUAUUGAUAUAUAUUACAAUGAAUAUAUUAAUUAACAUAUUAAUCAGUGUGUUAAUUAAUGUUAAUAUGUAUCACAAGCCAGUAUUUUGUGAAAGGAAUUUGUUUCAUUUUCCCAGGACAAAAGUUUGUUUCUCUCAAACUUUUUCUUACGUGUUCACAAAGGCUAAAUUUGGGUUCAGAGAUUAAAUGUGAAGUGUAACAGAGACGAACGUGAAAAAUAGAGUCUAAUUAACAAACAUUUGUAACUACAGCAUUGCUAUUUCAAAAUACUUCCACUGCUUUAUCUUAUUUUAGAAGAGAUGCCCAGCUGUACCUUGUUAAAAUAUUCCCCGUUUCUUAAAAAUAUCCAUUGUUUUCAGCAGGAGGGUAAAACUGUAAAAGUAGAUUUCUAAUGCAGAAAAUCCUCUUGACUUUUUGUAGUGCUUUACCACAGUGUACACACAAACUGUUAUAUAAAAGGGAUGUUGUGACAAUCUAUGUCCCCACAAUAGGAUGUGCCUGUAGACAGCCAUUUUCAAUACUAAUAUUACUGAAACCCACAGAAAUUGAGGGUAGAAUAGUCUUACAAAGCUUGAAUGCCACCAAAGAUAGCAACAUCUGCUCAAGAAGAUGAAUUCAGUCAAUAUUAAAGGUUUACCUUGGCAUAGAUUUAAGAUGACUUAGUGUUUAUGUGCAAACAUUUCGUGCGCAACUGUGUGCAGAGCAAAGCAAGGCAACAGAGAUUGGUUUGAAAAGCAAAAUGCUUGUCAACUGACCUCACUUACUGAAACAGCAGUGGAAAGUUUACAUAUUUUCUCAGCAUUUGCAUCAAAAUUUGCCCCAGAUUGCAUUGUUACUUAUUUUGAUAUUCUGCCAUAUCUAUCACAUUCCUGGCUUACAAAGCUGCAAAUACCACUUUCCUGUGCACAAUACUCUUUUCAAAAAAAGUCCUUGUGGGUAGAAAGGAAAUACAGAAAGCUGCGUUGCACAGAAAGGGAGCCUAUAAUUAUUUUUAAUUUAACCAUGAUUCCUUGCUCUGUGCUUUUCCCUUUCAGAAUAUUAAAAUGCUGUUCUAGGGAAGGGAACAAUGCAUUAGCUAGAGUAUCCUGAAUGCAGAAAAUUAGACAUUUUUUUAAAAUCACCCAUUUUUUAAAUGCAUUAAAUCCUUGAAAUAGAAUCCCCCUGCUGGUUCCUCAUGAUUUAAUUAAGCAGUGUCCUACAUUUUUGCAAAAGGUUACCUUUUCUUUCUUCUGUGCUUUCACUCAAUUUUUUUUUUCAGUCUGGAAAACAGAAGCAAAGCCCUUUCAGGAAAACUGUACUAAGUCAGCAUAGGUAUUAUGCAAUUUCCCGAAUGCAGAGCUAACCGUUAUUUGAUUAAUAUAGUCUUAACCUGCUUUUGUGAAGGUAGCAGGGGGAUCUGCAUGAUGGAUCAAAAAAGUUGAGAUAGUGACCACAGUCACGGACUCCAAGCUUUGAGUGCGUGGUUGUGGUCGCCACCUUGAAGUUUUUUGACACCCGCUCCCUGUGGAUACAUCUGGAAGGGAGGGUCCCAGUUUAAUAUUUCAUGCGACACUUCAGUGUUAAGAAGUGAAAAGCUAAGUGAAAAAAUGCCAACUUUUUUUUUUUUUUUAAGUAUGUUGAGAACAAGAAUUUGAACAUGAAUGUUGUGUGUAGUUGCCAUGUUACGCAAGGCUAAAAGGGGCUAAUUGGUGUUGAUUUUAGUUCUUAGGAUUUAUGGUUGCACUAUUAAGAUUUGCCACUUUUCAAGUUUAACCCUGUGGUAACUUUACAUAGCCAAAACAUGUUUGGAUAAAGUUUAGGUUUAAGCUUCCCUGUAACAUCACAAGCAAGACCCCCUUUCGCAAAAUAUUGGAGAAUUAUGGUCUAAUUGUAAUUUGGCUUCUGUUAACAGCCCGCUAGACACAUAAGUCCCAUUGAGUUCAGUGGAAGAGAAUUAAUCACAUGCUCAAAUUAAGCAUCUGUAAUGUAUUUGUUCCAGGGUAAUGUGUGCUAAUAUAAAGACAGGGUAUGAUAAUGAUAAAUAUUUCAGGGUGGGGCCACAAUCAAGUGCAGUAGAUACUGCACAUUUAGUUUUUGGUUUUGUUGGUGUAAGAAUCUGUACAAUAGUUGAGUGAAUGUUCCAUUAUCAUUGGAAAAUGAUACACAAUCCUCUAUCUCAAAUCCUGGUUCCAGCAUCCUGAAGUGAGCUUUAGUUCUAAAGGUUGGGUUGGGCUUGAUCCGGUCACUCUGAAUUAAGGGGCUUCAGUCAGUAGGGGUAGGGUUAUCCCACUGCUGGUGAAAACUUCUCUUCUUUGUGAAUGGAGGCUGUUCAUGUUUAUCUUUAACUGAGAUAAAUUCCUGACAAAAUACCCUUAACACUGUGAAAUGUGAAAGUAAGUCUGGUGGCCAGCCAUAAAAGAAAUAAUAAAGGGUAAGCAAUUUGAGAAAUCACAGAAUCAGUAAUAGUUUGAAUUAGAAGUAAGAAAUGUUGGUACUGUGGUGAUGGUAGGGGAAAGUACUGAAAAGUCAUCACGUGUCAGGCCCAAUCUAAGAACAACAGGGAAGCAGUUCAUCCAAAUUCAGUUCUUUAAUUGAGUACACCAUAUAGACAGGAUCUUGCCAGACUAAAUCUGUA